AAUGAUCAAAUUUUUAUUGUUCAUUACUAUCAUUUCAUUGGUCUUUUCCAUUCAAGAAACCACAACCCACAGUGACUGUUUAAAUCAAUAUUGCAAUGUUGAAGUAGAGGCUUGUAGAAAAGAUUAGACUUGGUAAUGAAUAUAAUCAUUUAUUCUAGUAAGAAAUAAAUAUCUAAUUGUUAUUAGACAGCUAUGGAUGAUUUAUCACCUGCUGGAAUCUAGAGAAGUAAAGCAGCUGUAAUAUUCUUAAUUAAUUAAAUAGUAUGAUUUAUGUUUAAGUACUAAUUCUUAUGCGAAAGUAUAAAAUUUAGCAAAAUGCAAGUAGAGAAAUUGCCCAAAUAAGUUAUUAAUCAUUUGA
Molecule: messenger RNA, 358 nt
Organism: Paramecium pentaurelia
Lineage: Eukaryota; Ciliophora; Oligohymenophorea; Peniculida; Parameciidae
Source: the annotation of a GenBank genome assembly